AUGGAUAAUACUUUUAAACUCUUUCGAAAGCCUCUUCAAGUUCGUAGUCAGACAGAAAUCUUACGAACAAGCUAUAUAGAAUCUGAAGAUGAUUCCCCAUCUCAGAAACCAAAAGGAAUUUGAACCAAAAUGCAAAAUAGUGCUCGCUUAAAACUCCUUGCGGCAGGGUUUUUAAAAAGUGCUUUCCCUUCUCAAAAUUUAAAAAAGCCCGAUCAAAUCCCUCACAUCAAAUAUCGAAAUAGUGUGUUUUUUCCCGAAGGGACACAAAUUCUACUAGGAAUCUGUCAAAGCCAAGACUUUAAUAAUCCUUUUCCUGAUGAAAAAACUGAAAAGAUUAGGCAAAGCUUUAAUCCUGCAUUUAUAGAAAUGAUAUGUAAAACGAAUAUAAGGAGAAGUAAAAGUAAAUUGAGCAAGGUUUGGAAUGAGGAUGAGGAGGAAAGAGAGUUUCUGACGGAAAGGGAAAAAGUCAUUAUAAGGAGUUAGAAUAAAUAUAAAAGAAAUAUUUACAUAAAAAAACUAUUCUUGAGCGGCAGGUUUAAAUAAUUUUGGUAUAGCUGUAUAACUGGCACAAAAACGCUUAAGCCAGAGGCCCAACCUAAUGAUACAUCAGAAACAAAUAAUAGUGAUAAAGAAUCACUUCAAACACAAAAAGCAAAAAAAAUAUCAAUCCGAUAUAAAAAUACAAAAAAAGAAAAUAAUCCAUCACUAAUAAACCAGCUAAAUCCUAUUUCUUUGAAAGCAACCCCUUCUCCUCAUUUCCCCAUGAUUAAUCAAUCAUCAAAACGAGUUCUGCAUAAAUCACUCAGUUCAAUCAACAAUUUAAAUGUUAAUAUAAAGCCAAAGAAGAAGCAGCCUGCAAAAGUCCGAGGAGCAAGGCCAUACCAUUCUCCCUAUGAAAAUAUUUUAAUCCCAAUAACAACUCCAAAAAAUUAA
Messenger RNA from Blepharisma stoltei, 933 nucleotides. The record is from the annotation of a GenBank genome assembly. NCBI's taxonomy places the organism in Eukaryota, Ciliophora, Heterotrichea, Heterotrichida, Blepharismidae.